AAUCGGCAGGUUUGAUGGUGAUGAUAGGUGCAAAUCAUUCAAUAUCCAAUAUUGAACUGAGCUCGGCUAAUCAGUUAGAUAUAUAAUAAUCUAAAAAGUAGAGGAUAUUCCCAUAACUAUGGAACAAAAACGUUCAACCGCUGUGUACAGUAGUGUUCGAAACUGGUUUUAAAUUGCAAUUAUUUCAAUUUUUGAAACAAAUUGAGCCGGAUACAUAGCGUAGAUGGAUGAACGCGUGGGUUCGGUGAUGCGGGUGCUGACUGCGAUGGAGGAGCUCGACCACAGCGAGCUGACACGCGGCAACGUGAAGGCGGCGUCACGUGCCGUCGAGAGCAUCAGUAACGACCUGCGGAAGGAUACCGGUGUUUCCAAUGCGGCAGAUUCGUUCACAAAGCUCUUGACCAUGGCUGAGAAGGGAAACUGGACAGAGCUUCGGAACGCCCGCAACAACGGCCUCAUGCCCAACGCCAGACAAGAGGUUGACGAACUGGUCAGCAGUCUCCAAAAAACUGCUUCGGUCACACCAUCGCCUGCGAUGGGUCAGCCAGCGAAAAAGAAGGACGUUGACAGGGGGUAUCCGCCCCAACACACGGCCGAGAGCGACCGCGAGUACCAGCGCCGGAAGAGGGAUGCGGAACUAGAGCACCCAGAGCGCCGCCGCCUCGAGCCGAGCUGGUCCGCCACGCCACCUUCCGAUUAUGACAAAUGCGAUCUAAGGAGACGAGAUGAUCCAAAACAAGUUAGCAGUCAAAUAAGUCAGCUGGCAGCGGAGCGAUUGCGCGGUACCAAAUCCGUUGCUUUGGACGAAGCGACCACGCCCAAGCACGUGUCGGACAUGUUCGUGGAUCUGUACAACGGCGAGUGGACCGCAGCGUACGAGGAACUCAACAAGUCUAACCGGGACGCCGGCGAAACCAUACAACAUUUGAUCAGAAUCCUUCAGAACGCUUACGACCACUGCCUGAAGACGGCCGAGAGUCAGAUCAUGAACAUGCUGAUGCACAUGGAGAACGAGAUGCUGUACCCCAACAUCUCCGCCCAAUCAAGAUCUGCGCUGGAGGCUCAAGUAAGGCCAGACCGACGUAACGUCGCCCUGGUCCGCGAGAGCGACGACAUGAUCAAGGAAUACCGGAAAUACGGAGCGACAGCCUCGCUGCCAGUUAUUAAAUGGCUUUUUUACGAAGACAUUCUGAAGACUAUCCAACCCGCCCAAAGGCCCACCACCGCCCAAGUUGCCUACGUCGACCGCUGUGUGGACGUCUGCUGGCUCAUGGUAACCCAGAACACGCCGAUGCACCUUGAGUUCUGCCGCCAAGGGGACCGUCCUUCCGCAAUGUUCCGGCCGUUUACACGAAUGGGCAAUGCCGUGCAAAACUGCGUCUGGCCGGCGCUUUUCUUGAGCAAAGGGGGAUCACUCAUGGAGAAAGGAGUUGCGCACCUUGUCUAGAAUCUUAGUUUCUAUCUGGUUCUAUUAUCUUUUCAAAACAGGGGCAUUGUUACUGCCUGAUGAUCGAUUUCGUUGCCCCUUUUUACGUUAUUGUUAUGAUUUGUGCGUGUGUGAGAAUGAUUUAUGUAAUUACGGAAACCGUCAUUUAUUGCACAAUAUUUUGCACAAACAUAUUUUUCCCU
Messenger RNA from Dreissena polymorpha, 1629 nucleotides. RefSeq lists its product as uncharacterized. The record is from RefSeq and is a predicted model, not a curated record. Lineage: Eukaryota; Metazoa; Mollusca; Bivalvia; Myida; Dreissenidae. The transcript is spliced from 8 exons. Bases 224 to 1447 code for a protein of 407 amino acids.